UUGUAGAGUCAGGGACACGCAGAGAGAAAGAGAAGAAGAGUACGCGUGAAGUAUAAAAGCAACAUUCGUAGUUGUAUUGUAUCUUCUUCUUUCUAACGCGGCAUUGCCUCGCCACUUUCCUUAGCGUUUACCAAUUACCCCACUCGCUUUCUCCCUUCCUCUCUUCCAUAUCCAAUAUUCAUCUCUCAUCUCAUUUUUCCCUUUCUCUAUACCUAAUCACAAUCACAAUCGUGAUCUCGAUUUCCCCUCAGACCCCCCGAAUCUAUACGAUUUGAUCCUUUACGUGUAUAGACGAUGCUUCGUUUGUGUUACAGGCCGCUGGAGCGUUGCUUUGGAUGGCGAGGAUCCGGCGGCGAUGGCCUUUUGUGGCAUUCCGACUUGAAGCCUCAUGCCUCUGGCCACUUCUCCAUCGCCGUUGCUCAGGCCAAUAACAGUCUCGAAGAUCAGGGCCAAGUCUUCACGUCUCCCUCCGCCACCUAUAUCGGCGUCUAUGAUGGCCAUGGCGGACCCGAGGCUUCCAGAUUCGUCAACAAACGCCUCUUCCCUCAUUUGCAGAAGUUUGCUUCUGAACAAGGAGGAUUGUCCGUGGAUGUGAUCAAAAAGGCGUUUAAGGCCACUGAAGACGAGUUUUUGCAUUUGGUGAAGCGAACGUUGCCUAUAAGUCCCCAAAUUGCUUCUGUAGGAUCAUGCUGUCUUCUCGGUGCAAUUUCUGAUAAUAUACUGUAUGUUGCAAACCUUGGAGACUCUAGAGCUGUUCUUGGCCGCCGAGAUUCAGAGGGCAAAAAAUGCCCAGUGGUGGCAGAGCGGCUAUCAACGGAUCAUAAUGUGGCUGUUGAGGAGGUGAGGAGGGAGGUGGAAGCCCUCCAUCCUGAUGAUUCACACAUUGUGGUUUAUAGCCGUGGAGUUUGGAGGAUUAAAGGCAUUAUACAGGUGUCAAGAUCAAUUGGUGAUGUGUAUCUUAAGAGACCUGACUUUUAUAGAGACCCAGUUUUUCAGCAAUUUGGAAACCCAGUUCCUUUGAAGCGUCCAGUAAUGACAGCUGAACCAUCAAUCCUUAUUAGGGAGCUCGAGCCGGAAGAUUUAUUCUUGAUAUUUGCAUCAGAUGGGCUUUGGGAACAAUUAAGUGAUCAAGCAGCAGUUGAGAUUGUCUUUAAGCAUCCAAGAGCUGGAAUCGCCAAGAGAUUGGUGAGAGCUGCUCUGCAGGAAGCUGCAAAGAAGAGAGAGAUGAGAUAUGAUGAUAUAAAGAAACUCGAGAAGGGAAUAAGAAGACAUUUUCAUGACGAUAUCACUGUUAUCGUUAUAUAUCUUGAUCACCAGAAAGGUACCCCUUAUGAUAGAACUAAACCGAAUGCUGUUGGCUGCACUAGUGCCCCCGUGGAUAUUUUCUCCCUCAAUGCUGAUGAAUCAGAACAGAGCAUGCUCGCUUCCGUUGCUUAAGGAGCAAAGUUCAAUAUAAAUUAAAUACGAAGGUGAAUAUUGUUGGUGGAUGGGAUUCACGAAAAGAAGGGUUCAAAUCAAGCUACUCCAUAGAUAGUAACUGAAGGUUUUCUACAGGUUUUGCUAUUGCAGACAGCACAUGUAUAGUUUCGAAGCCCCGUUUCUGGUUACAGAUAUCUCAAUUUUGUUCUUUUUUAAAAUAGAGAAUAAAGUCUGUAUUGAUUAGUCAGUCUCAGUCAUGAUAUCAUUCUCAUUCCAGAAGAAA
This is a messenger RNA of Prosopis cineraria, 1702 nucleotides long. Its product is annotated as probable protein phosphatase 2C 63. Gene Ontology annotation, biological process: protein dephosphorylation. Gene Ontology annotation, molecular function: cation binding; protein serine/threonine phosphatase activity. Lineage: Eukaryota; Viridiplantae; Streptophyta; Magnoliopsida; Fabales; Fabaceae. Bases 295 to 1437 code for a protein of 380 amino acids. The record is from RefSeq and is a predicted model, not a curated record. The transcript has 4 exons.